CUGCUUAAGAGUUCAUAUGGUAAAAGUUGCACUUGGUUUAAAGAAGUAGAAACCAGUGGCUAAAGUAUUGUUAAUGGCAUACAUGGCACUACAAAAAUCACUGGCAAUGAUAUGUUUUAUGUCAGUGCUUUGUUCUAACACUGGCGCCUGGAAAGGUACCUUUGAAGAACUAACUAACAGCAUUGGCAAGGGUGUAUCAAUAGCUAAUCGACUUCUUGGUGAAAGUGGGGAGGUACCUCGUGGAAGUGGUAGUGUUGUAAAAUGGACAAUUCAAGGCACUAUACGUGGUAUCGAGUGGAAAUGGAUCUGUACUUGCAUCGACUUAAAAACUGGAACAACGGCAGUGGCAACAAAGUCAAGUCGAAAUGGUGCAAUGGAGUGGGCAUUUGAAGAUCUUUUUAAGAAAUUGGCACGACAAGGGGACUUGUAAAGUACAAAAUAUAAUCGAGAGACACUGUGCACGCGUCGAACUUGUGUGUUUUAAUGUAUAAGCAAAAAUGUUGUUUUGAGCCAUUGAAUUUGCAUGAGCGAACAUGAUAAUUUUUUAACUGAAGACAUUCCUUCGACUUUAAUGUUAGAGUUUUCCAUAUUUGAUAUCGUACCAAUACCAUAAUUAAACUUGCAAUCGUGUAACACAAAACGAUGUAUGACAUUUAAAUUUACAAAUAAACAAUAAGUUGCAAAUGUA
Molecule: messenger RNA, 688 nt
Organism: Xenia sp. Carnegie-2017
Lineage: Eukaryota; Metazoa; Cnidaria; Anthozoa; Malacalcyonacea; Xeniidae
Exons: 3
Coding region: 74-430 (118 amino acids)
Source: RefSeq, a predicted model, not a curated record